GUCAUCUAUAUGAAGUCACGGAAAUUGCCCUAAACAUGGAUCCAGCUUGAACACCGCCAGGUUUGCAAUGCAAGCCUCUUUAUCUUGUACGUUUCUUACAGCGGCGCGGAGCGAAAGAAAACAAGGACUAAGAGAAAAUGGAUAAAAUUUCCCAGGGUCCAUUUGACCCCCCUCCAAUCUUUCACUUUUCAUCUAUCACAAUCGUUUUCAUUUCGGGCUUGCUGCGUAAAUGCAUCUUGGGCCGUCCAACUGGCAAGGGUCGUCUCAUGAGGAGAUCAACUAAUAACUGCAAGCAGCGUUGGAAUCGUGUUUCAUCAGAUGUCUGUGCUGCCAUUCUGUUCAAGAUCGCGCUGGCAUCGCAUCUGGUUCUUUUUCAAGGCUUCUCAAUACCCUGAGGUCAUCAAGUCAUCUAUUGGAUGACUAGUGACUAGUGACGG
Messenger RNA from Aspergillus uvarum CBS 121591, 437 nucleotides. RefSeq lists its product as uncharacterized. The record is from RefSeq and is a predicted model, not a curated record. The transcript has a single exon. Bases 138 to 395 code for a protein of 85 amino acids. NCBI's taxonomy places the organism in Eukaryota, Fungi, Ascomycota, Eurotiomycetes, Eurotiales, Aspergillaceae.